Messenger RNA from Pediculus humanus corporis (human body louse), 2142 nucleotides. RefSeq lists its product as uncharacterized. The record is from RefSeq and is a predicted model, not a curated record. The transcript is spliced from 7 exons. The coding region runs from base 1 to 2142 and encodes 713 amino acids. NCBI's taxonomy places the organism in Eukaryota, Metazoa, Arthropoda, Insecta, Psocodea, Pediculidae.
AUGACGAAACGUCAGAUAGAUUCAUUGGCCAUGUUAUAUACGUCGAAAUCGGAUAAUUUACGGUGUCCGACAUCCUCUGCUAUGCCAAUGUCGGGAGGAACUACUCGAAUGCUGAGAGCAAGAAGAAAAGACUGCAAUGUCAAACCCAACAGGAGACUCGAUAAAAAAUCAUCAAGAGGAAUGUUAUACGAAAAUGAAGAGCUCAGAAUGAGAACUAUAACGAUAAAUGCCGAAGUCGAACAAGGUCAACACGCAUUGAAAAAAUUAAGAAGGGAAAAUGAACAACUCAGACGUGAAAUGUGGAGUUUGCGUGACGAAUACGACAAAAUGGAAAAACUAUUAAAGAAAAAAGAAACCGACGACGACGACGAUGAUUCGGAUGAGGAAAAUUCAGAUUCGGAUGUUAAUUUGAGCAGAGCGGACGACGAAUCCGACGAUGAAAAACAAAAAACGAAAAACAAUUUGGUAGGAGAAGAAGAAAAUCCGGAUUUGGAAAAUGAAGAAAAUCAUCAGAAAUCCAACAGUUUUGGAAAAGGAUCGAGUGCGUGCGUUCGCACUUUCGACGGAUUAAGCGUAAUUGAUGAACAAACAGAAGAAACGCAAACAACAACGGAAAGCCCGAUCGGAUAUGGAGGACCAUCUUCGAGUAGGGGAAAUAGCGGAAGUAGAAAUUAUUUACCCGGUUUGUACGAUGAUGAUGAUGACGUCGAGGGUACAACGUGCGGAAUGACACAUUUGGAAGAAGGCUACGGUCCUGGAAUUUACAACAAUCCGUUAAAAUCUCCCGUUAAAAAAAAGGGAUCUUGUUUGUACGAGGAUAACGUUUCACCGUAUGCUCCAGGCGGAGGAAACUGGAACGCAAAUUGUGAAAAUUUCGAAUCUCGUCCGGCUUCUCCCUACCCAUACAACGGAAUCCACCAUCAUCGUGAUUCUUAUCAGAAAAGAUUUCAAGUUCUCCAGAAUUUAUCAAUGGCUCAAUCCUCUCCGAACAAUCAUCCCCUGUGCGAUAACGAAUGGAUUUUCACGACAAAUUCUCAACCACCCUCCGAGGAUUUACAUAAUUACGUCGAUGGAAAAUCCGAUGCCCCCCCAAUAAAAUCCAAUUCACUUUAUCAUCCGUCAUCAUCAUCAACAACAACAUUCGGUUACGAUAACAUUUUCCAAGAUCGUACGGGACCGGAUGUUUUCGUGACCAAUGGAAUCCCAUCGACGACGACGACGGAUAUCGAACAACAACAACAACAACAACAACAACAUUUUCAAUUAUUACCAGAAUCGAAAGAAAAUUUUUCAACGUUGGAGAAUUUAGAUACGAAAUUGAAUAUUGAUGAAGAAGAAACGCAAACAACAACGGAAAGCCCGAUCGGAUAUGGAGGACCAUCGUCGAGUAGGGGAAAUAGCGGAAGUAGAAAUUAUUUACCCGGUUUGUACGAUGAUGAUGAUGACGUCGAGGGUACAACGUGCGGAAUGACACAUUUGGAAGAAGGCUACGGUCCUGGAAUUUAUAACAAUCCGUUAAAAUCUCCCGUUAAAAAAAAGGGAUCUUGUUUAUACGAGGAUAACGUUUCACCGUAUGCUCCAGGCGGAGGAAACUGGAACGCAAAUUGUGAAAAUUUCGAAUCUCGUCCGGCUUCUCCCUACCCAUACAACGGAAUCCACCAUCAUCGUGAUUCUUAUCAGAAAAGAUUUCAAGUUCUCCAGAAUUUAUCAAUGGCUCAAUCCUCUCCGAACAAUCAUCCCCUGUGCGAUAACGAAUGGAUUUUCACGACAAAUUCCCAACCACCCUCCGAGGAUUUACAUAAUUACGUCGAUGGAAAAUCCGAUGCCCCCCCAAUAAAAUCCAAUUCACUUUAUCAUCCGUCAUCAUCAUCAACAACAACAUUCGGUUACGAUAACAUUUUCCAAGAUCGUACGGGACCGGAUGUUUUCGUGACCAACGGAAUCCCAUCGACGACGACGACGACGGAUAUCGAACAACAACAACAACAACAACAUUUUCAAUUAUUACCAGAAUCGAAAGAAAAUUUUUCAACGUUGGAAGAUUUAGAUACGAAAUUGAAUAUUGAUGAAGGUGAGAACAAACAAACAAACAAACAACAGAGUCAGUCAAUAAAAGGUCAUUUAAUUAAAUCUUUAAUUUAA